Molecule: messenger RNA, 1849 nt
Organism: Falco peregrinus (peregrine falcon)
Lineage: Eukaryota; Metazoa; Chordata; Aves; Falconiformes; Falconidae
Gene: DCAF4
Product: DDB1 and CUL4 associated factor 4
Exons: 14
Coding region: 151-1641 (496 amino acids)
Cellular component (GO): Cul4-RING E3 ubiquitin ligase complex
Molecular function (GO): protein binding
Source: RefSeq, a predicted model, not a curated record
CUCCGGCGCCGAGGACGGAGUCGGUGAGGGAAGGGCGCCGGGGUGCGCCUCUGCCUGAGGGGCUUCUGGCUUCAGCGCGGCGGGCGAGCUGGGGAGCCGGUCUCGGCCCAGCAGGAGGUCGACAGGCGCGAGGAAGCGCCCGUAGUAGACAUGAAGAGAAAUUACUGGAGAGGCAAAAAAAAGCGUGGCUGGAGCAGUCACAAGAACAGCUACCAUCCCCAUGGGUACAGAAGACCCGACCGCAAUAACCGUACUGAAAGGCUGGAACAGGAGGAACCUCAGACUGCAGUGAAUGCAGGCCCCAGCAGCAGUGGAUCUUUAACGCAGAACUCUGUAGUACAAGAACUGCCGGGAUUUUACUAUGACUCAGAAAAGAACCGCUACUUUCGCCUGCUGCCCGGACAUAAUAACUACAACCCACUCACCAAGGAGAGCAUUCAGUACAAGACAAUGGAAUGCAAAAGACUGAGACUCUUGGAAGAGGAAGAAAAACAAAAGAAGAAAACAACAAGGGCUGGACUGAACUCAUCUGUGCUGUUACAGAAAAGGCAGCUGGGUUUGCUCAGCUCCACAAGUUAUUGCAGGCUGGUCCAUGAACUAAAAGUGAACUGUAUGCAGAGGAGGAAGAUAGAAAUUCACAGUCCAGACUCCUCAGUUGCUGGAACCAACAAUUUUAAAAUAAUUGUGGCGGAUGUUGCUUGUGAACAGAUAUUCACUGUGAAUGAUGUAGAGCAUGGAGGAUGUAAAUAUGGCAUCAUCAACCUCCGUGGUUUGGGGAAGGAGUCUCUCACUGUGGAGAUGUAUGACAACCUCUACUUCACGAACCGCAAAGUGAAUUCUGUGUGCUGGGCAUCAUUGACUCAUCCAGAUUCUCAUGUUUUGCUGUGUCUCAUGGGAAUUGCAGAAACACCAGGCUGUGCCAGUCUGCUUCCAGCAUCGCUGUUCAGCAGCACUAACCCAGGAGAUCGACCUGGAAUGCUAUGCAGCUUCAAGAUAUCUACUGCCUGGUCCUGUGCUUGGUGCCUGAAUCCCCAAGCAGACAACUGCUUCAGCACAGGCCUGACGCGACGAGUUCUUGUGACCAAUGUAGUAACAGGGCAUCGACAGACAUUUGGAACCAGUAGUGAUGUAUUGGCACAACAGUUUGCCAGACAGACCCCAGUGCUGUACAAUGGCUGCCGUUCAGGCGAGGUUUUCAGCAUUGAUGUGCGUCAACGCAACCAAAAGGGCCAGAGCUGGAAAGCAAUUCGUCUCUUCCAUGACUCAGCAGUUACAUCUAUUCGCCUUCUUGAGGCUGAACAUUAUCUUAUGGCAGCAGAUAUGGCUGGAAAGAUAAAACUGUGGGACCUGAGAACAGUAAAAUGUGUGAAGCAGUACAAAGGUCAUCACAAUGAAUACGCUAUUCUUCCUUUGCACGUAAAUGAGGAGGAAGGACUUCUUACAGCAGUUGGUCAGGAUUGCUACACCAGAAUUUGGAGUCUCCAAGAUGCCCAUCUGCUCAGAACCAUCCCUUCUCCCCACCCGUCCUCCAAAGAUGCCAUUCCCAGUGUGGUGUUUUCUUCAAGACUUGGGGGCAGCCGAGGAGUUCCUGGCUUACUCAUGGCUGUCAGACAGGAUCUCUACCACUUCUCCUACAACUGACACAUUAUUCUCCUUAGACCUGGUCUACAAAGCUGCCAGCCUAUACAUGACUUCAAAAUUUUUACACCAGUCACCAUGCUGUUGAGUCGCUAUGUGCUGCUGUUGCAUCUGCUUUACCCAUGAAAUUCUGAACCUCCUUCAGCAAGUUCAGCAGAUCUUGCUGUGUACAUCUUAGACAAUCUGUAAAUAAAAGCUGAAUGCUAAUUAA